Molecule: messenger RNA, 2948 nt
Organism: Pangasianodon hypophthalmus (striped catfish)
Lineage: Eukaryota; Metazoa; Chordata; Actinopteri; Siluriformes; Pangasiidae
Product: GTPase IMAP family member 7-like
Exons: 2
Coding region: 273-1736 (487 amino acids)
Molecular function (GO): GTP binding
Source: RefSeq, a predicted model, not a curated record
AAAGCUCCUCAGGAAACACAAUCCUGGGAGAAAAAGUGUUCAUCAGUCCAAAACGCUAUAAAGAGAAAGUUACUAAAACAUGUGAAGAGCAAAUCCGCCAUGUUGCAGGAAGGAAGGUGUGUGUGAUUGACACUCCAGACCUGCUGGAUCCAGAUGUCACAGAAGAUGAGCUCAAGCGAGAGAAAGACAAACUGGUGUCUCUCUGUCAGUCUGGCCUUCAUGCUGUUCUGCUUGUGGUUCCUGUUGGAGAAGAGCUGCAGAAUGAGGAGGAGAUGCUGGAGUUCAUUAAAGAAUUAUUCAGUCCAGACAUCCAGAAGUUUAUCAUAGUGCUCUUCACACGAGGAGACGAGCUGGAGGAGGACGAGACGAUCGAGCAGCACAUCCAAGAGCAGGGAGAAGAACUGAAGCAGCUGAUAGAGAGGUGCUGUGGACAUUUCCAUGUUUUUAACAACAAACAGCUUGUAGAAGAUCAGGUUACAGAGCUACUGGACAAGAUUGAGAACUCAGUGAAGAAUAAUGUAGGAACAUUUGUCAUGGGCCAGAGGAGAAGGAACAGCAUGGAUUGGGGCACCUAUUUUCCAGAGACAACACCGCUGCACCCUGAAGAAGACAGGAGGAUCGUGCUGGUGGGGAAGACGGGUGUUGGGAAGAGCGCUUCAGGAAACACCAUCCUGGGAAAGAAGAGAUUCAGAUCUGAGUUUGGUUCAUCGUCUGUAACCUCAAUGAGUGAAAUGCAACAGGAUGUAGUUUUAAGGAGGACCGUGUCCAUGAUCGACACACCAGGGUUCUUCGACACACAACUGUCCCGUGAAGAGUUAAGUGAGGAGAUAGGGAGGAGUAUUUAUCUGUCCAGUCCAGGACCUCACGCUUUACUUUACAUCCUUCCUGUUAAUAGUAGAUUUACUGAACAGGAGGAAAAUGUUAUAGAGAAAUUAGAGCUGAUUUUUGGGAGAGAGAUGAAAAGAUACACAAUAAUUCUCUUCACUUAUGGAGACCAGUUAGAGGGGAAGUCUGUGGAUACGUUGAUUCAGCAGAACAGAUCUCUCAGCAGGCUAGUUGCUCAGUGUGGAGGUAGAUAUCACAUCUUCAACAAUAAAGACCUGAGAAACAGAAAGCAGGUCAGUGAGCUACUGCAGAAGAUAGACAGAAUGGUGGAGGAGAACGGAGGAACCUGUUAUACCAAUGAGAUGUAUGAGGAAGCAGCAAAAUUCAGGAGAGAUGAAGAGGAGGAGAUGAAGAUAAGGGAGGAAACAGAGAGGCUCAGACAAGAGGAGAAGGAGAAGAUGAGCGAGGAAACAGAGAGACUCAGGAGAGAGCUAGAGGAGAGGAUGAUAGAGAAUAAAAGCAGAGAGGAGGAGGAGAAGGGUUUCAAAGGGUUUUUCAAAAGAUUCAAGUAUUUUUUGCUUACUGCUGGUGGUGUUGCAUUUGGAAGUGGAGCUCUAUCUGGAACUGUAGCAGGAGCUGUAGUGGGUGGUGCUGUUGGAGGUCCUGCAGGUGCAGGCAUUGGGUCUGGUAUCAGUAAUGUCCCACGUAAACUUGUAGAAAAAUAUAAGCAGAAAAAGCAGAGCACACAGAGAGAAAGUGCCCCAGAAAAUGCACCAGUGGAAAGUGGGAUUGAGUCACCUGAUUUGGAGCUCAUGUUUUUGGAAGAAAACAGUUCCGAGACAUCUCACUUGAUCCCUAACUCUAAUGUAAGGCAUCGGUUAACAUGGAGUCGAUUUCAAAAUCAGGACUAAACUAGGCAAGUUACUGUCAUGUAUUUAUGUACAUUUUAAAUGCUGUAUUUUUUAUUACUAAUCAACUUCGGCUUUUUUACUGUAACACACACACAGUGUUUAUUACUGACUUAUUGCAUGUAUUUAUUUGGGUUUAAAAAACAUUUUUAUAGUUCUUAUUGAUUACUCUGUUGACAAAUAUAUUUUAAGAUCUUAAGGUAGUUUGUUAUUAAUAUUACUUCAUUUUUUUAUGAUUGCAGUGGUGAUUGUUAUCAUUCUGAAUUUUCACACAUUUUUCAUUACUUUUAUAAUAAAUCAUAAAACAGCUUGCAGUGCAAAGAUUUAUUUACAUUUAUUCAUGUCCAAGGUCCUUGUGUUGGAAAUUGUCACGUAGUUGAGAGUUGAGACGGAUGCAACUGCAUAAAAAGAAGUUUUAUUGAGAGGCAGACAAAUUCAAAACAAAAGUCAAUAUCAAGGUCAACAAACUGGCUAUGGUCAGGCGAUGAACAAACCGAGUCAACUGGGCCAAGGCAAAACACAGGAAUCAGGAAACUAGAAGAAAUCAGUAACUAACAUGGCAAACACGGAAAUCAAAGGCUUAGUGAAGACAGGCAGGUGAACACUGAACAAUACUUCAUGCUUAAACAAAGAAAAAGAAGGGUUUAAACCCACAAACUAAAUAAAGGGCAAAGAGUAAUGAAGACACAUGAGGCAAACAGCCAAUGACGGGACGUGGGUGGAGACAAUAAUAAAAAGUGCCUUUAAAAAGGCCUCUCAUGACACUUUAUAUAGGAAAAGAAAAUACUAAAUGAUCAAGUAAAAGCAAUUCUAAAGAAUUAAGUUUGAGAGAAGAUUUAAAUACACUAAAAGACUGGGCUUCUCUAAGAUCAGAUGCUAGCGAGUUCCACAGUUUUGGAGCAGAAGAAGUAAAGGCUCUAUCACGCAUAGAAUGUAAAAAUGUCUGAGGGACAGUUAAAGACCAGAGCUGGAGGAGCGGAGAUCACGUUUUGGGGAGGACAACACGGAAUCGCGUGCCGUAGCGUGUGCAGAAGAGCUCAGCGUGAGGUGGAAAUCCCUGAUAUAAAUAUUAAGAUGUUAAGAUACUGAAAUGUGUCACGGUUCACAUCCUGCUGUGUGCUUAGGUUCUGUGUGGGUUUGUUCUGUAUAUAAUGCAGGUUAUUGGAAUGAGAUGUGAACGUUAGGAAAGUUUUGCUCAUAUGUCAGUAGUUUGUA